Molecule: messenger RNA, 5158 nt
Organism: Mauremys mutica (yellowpond turtle)
Lineage: Eukaryota; Metazoa; Chordata; Testudines; Geoemydidae
Exons: 17
Coding region: 154-2481 (775 amino acids)
Biological process (GO): inflammatory response; regulation of apoptotic process; innate immune response
Cellular component (GO): canonical inflammasome complex
Source: RefSeq, a predicted model, not a curated record
AGAUGAUCCAGAGUUACCACGAGAUCUAUGCAGUGGUGGUGGCUGAGGAGGUGCUGAGAGCCAUCAACGAGAUCCAGCUGGCAUCAAGGCUUGCUACAAACACGAGAAUCGCUCCUGUCUCUUUGAUGAACCGUCUCAAGUGGUGCUGGCAGCAUGGAGCAGGCCGAGAAUAAACUGCUGGAGACCCUGGAAAAGCUGGGAGAAAGGGAGCUGCAGAGAUUCAAGGACAAACUGAGUGAAAUCCAGCCGAAGGAGGGAUACCAACAUCUCCCCUCUGGGAGCCUAAGAAAUGCGGAUCCCCCAGCCCUCGUGGACCUGCUCCUCCUCUUCUAUGGGACGGACUAUGGGGCGGAGGUGGCUGUGGAGGUGCUGAGAGCCAUCGACAAGAAAGCCCUAGCACACAGAAUCAAGACAGUCAUUUAUGCACUGGAAAAUGAGAAAUAUUAUUUCGAGUGCUACCUGUAUCAGCUGCAGCAGCAUCACCUCGCGAGAGGUUUCAAGUAUCUGGAAUGCACACUGAGCGAUGAGCAGUACCAGACAAUCAGAGCUGAGAAAACCAGCCAGGAGAAGAUGCAGAAGCUGUACGAUUUGGUGCCGGGCUGGGACAAACAGCAGAAGGACCAGCUCUACGAGCCACCGAUGGAAACAAACAGAGACCUGGUUGAAGAGCUGGAGGGGGGAUACUUUGUUGACCGGCACCGAGAGAAGCUGAUCCAGAGAGUCCCAGAAGUGGACAGAGUCCUGAAGCUACUUCGGGGGCACACGCUAACCCCUGAGCAAUACCAGAGCAUCAGCGCCGGGAGAUCCAAUGUGGAGAAAAUGCAGAAGCUGUACGAGCUGGUGCCGAGCUGGGGGAGGGAGCGCAAAGACAAACUCCACCGGGUACUGUGGAUAACAAACCGAGCCCUUGUUGAUGAGCUUGAAGCGGAAAAUUUCAUGGAUUGGAGCCGGGAGCAGCAGAUUCAACAUGUCUCCUCUGUUGAUGCCAUCCUAGAUGUGCUUCAUAGGGUCAAGCCGCAACAGGAAAUGCAGAUGCCAGGUGCCGGUACCCCAGCACAGGAGCCGUCCACCAGCACCAGCCCUGGAGCUACACGAUUCAUCAGUGAAGACACUGAAUCCGAUCCCAGUUCUGCCGCAAAGACAGAGGCGGCAGGAGGAAUCAUCUGCAAACAGACUCUUCUGUGCUCCACUGGGUCUGCGGCUGGUGCUGCAGCUGCAGGAGAGACCAGCCCAAGCAAGGAUCCCAGCAUGGACCCCUGGGGACAGGACAAAUGUGACUUGUGUCCCAGAAAGGAGGAUCCUCCAGAAGAAAUACAGCCUGAGACUGUUCGAGGCCCAGAUGGGAAGCAGGAGACAUACAGGGUUCAUUUCCCCAGGGCAGGCUCAUUCCGUUGCUCUGAAACAGAACUGGGUCUCGAGGUGAGGGCAGCCGUGACUGUCCACUAUGGAUAUGACUCCUGGGAUCAGCAUCUGAGCGCAUCUGAGAAGCAGCAAUGGAUGGUAGCCGGCCCUUUGUUCAACAUCCGGGUGGUGGAACCAGCUGAGGCCGGGGCUGUGGCAGCCGUUCACCUCCCACACUUCCUGUGCCUUGCAGGAGCAGAAGUUGAUGUUUCUCAGCUUCAAGUUGCCCAUUUUGUUGACUGUGGGAUGACCCUGGAAAGUCCAACGCGGGUGAGGCCGUUCCAUGCUGUGCUGGAGAACCCCAGCUUCUCUCCAAUUGGACUGCUUUGGAAACAGAUCUAUUCUAUGCUAUUUCCUCCUGUGCACUCCCUGGUGCUGCUUUACCGGUCCAGCAGGGCCGCAGACAUAACCCUCCAUCUCUACCUGAUACCCAGGGAUCUCUCACUAGCACAGGCGAUUGAUGAGAAUGAAAAGAAUUACCAAUCAAUACGAGUUCGCAAGCCUUCUAAAACCAAGCCCCUGCACUUUGGAUCUUGUUAUACUGUGGCUAGUUCAUCAAGCAUAGAGGUCACUCCUGAUGUGCUGGAGUUCUGCAAUACGACAGUUCAUCCGCUGGAUCCAGACAUGGAAAUCUACACUGAAGACUUGAGGGACAAACUGAACCUCUGCCUGAUGGAGCAAAAUGACAGGGGAUUGGUCUGGAAGGCCACUGUGAGACCAGGGGAUGUGACACUUCCUGGUUCCACCCCAACACGGGCAGGAGACAUCCAAGACAAGAUGCCUGAGAGCUUGAGAGAUGCCCUGCAGGAGGCUCUGGAUGAGCUGGGGAGUACAGAUAUCAAGAGAUUCAAGUCUAAAUUGAACCAUAUGGAGCUACCAGAGGGGUACAAGAGAAUCCCCAAUGGGAUGCUGGAGGAGGCCGACACCCUGACCAUGUGUGAGCUGCUGGUGCAGUACUACACGAUGGAUGGGGCUGUUGAGGUGGCCAUUCAAGCCCUGAAGGGAAUCAACCAGAAUGAGCUGGCAGGAAUGCUUGAGAUGGACACCAGGAGAAUUCCAGCUGGCAUUGAUUCAGUGUAGCACCGUUUUUCUGCAGUGGAGUUGGGAUCACCCGUCUGAAGAUGAGCACACGCCUGACAGAACUGAACUCAUUACAGCCGGGGCAGCGAAGUCUCUCCGUUCAUCCGAAGAAACGUUAGCGAGAUUCAGUGCGAGCCUUUCCGUGUACCAGACAGCCAAUUACAGCAGCUUAUCCCUGAAGAAGCAGAAGCCACCUGUCACCACAGCACAGCUCCGAGGGUUGGCCCCGGAGCAGGAGUCUGUUUCCCAGGCAGAAAUCCCUUUAGUGCUGAUCACGGUAUUAGCUGAGUGAGUCACAACCAUUAACUAGUUGGCUCAGCACCCGAUGAUCUAGGGAACUAUUGUCCGCCUGUCACUGCAUGGACUGGUUCCUUGGGGACCGCAAUGUGCCAGCCUUAGGGUGCAACACCCAGGGCCAUAUGGUGGGAGCUUGUGACUGGAAAGCAGCCUGCUGAGAGCAUAAGGGCACCCUGAGCUCCCUCUGGGAGAGUCUGGGGAGGGAGGCUGCUGGGUGGAGGGCAGCUGGUAACUCUCCAGAGCCCAGAAGAGAGACCUGCAAGGAGCUGGGAUGAACCUCAGCUAGCAGGAUGCAAAGGACUUCAACCAGAACACACUGUCUUAGGAAAAAUAUAAAACAGAUUUAUUAGCUACAGAAAGAUAGAUUUUAAGUGAUUUUAAAUAAGAGGCAUAAAAGGUCAGAGAUAGGUCCCAAAGAAAAUAAAAGGUAAGUGCACAGUCUAAAUCUUAAACCUUAUUACGCUAGGCAGUAUUUGGAUCAAGCAGUUUUCUCACCCUACUGGAUUUUACAGUUCUUAAUACAUAGGCUUCCCCUUUUGAGCCUGGGACCGGUCUCCUCAGGUGACGUUGCUGUCUUCUCAGCAGUCUUGUUGCUUCCAGUGUAGGUGGGGAAGGAGGCAGGCCAAGGCAUGAUACCACUGUCCCAUAUUAUAUACCCUUGGACAUGUGCCUGUUAAACACUAGCACAGACACAUCCUGUGGGCUUUGCUGAGUCGCAGAGUUGAGCGAUCCCCCUGGUGUGCUCUUCUGCAACCGAGGGCUUUUCUACACUGUCAAGUUACUGCGCUGAAACUUUCUCACUGGGGGUGUGAAAAAUCACACUCACCCUGAGCACAGCAAGUUUCAGCGUUGUAAAGUGCCAGUUUUGACAGGCUCCCAGGACUGGGAGCGAUGCCCCUUUCAAGGUGUUUUUUUUAAAGCGCUGGGAGAGCACGGAGGUCUGUGCUGCCAUAUCAGUGACAUCCAGGGAAGCCUGCAAGCUGGUCCUGGCUACCAGUUGUCUUUCAGUAAGCAAGGUCUUGAAUUGUGCUCUUUUAUCUUUGGGAAGGUCGGUCAUAAACCCAAAUAGCUUCCCAUAAUUGUCAUAAUCAUACUUUGAGAGGAUGCUGUAAUUAGCGACCCUGAAUUGUAAAGUAGACAAGGUAUUGACCUACCGGCCUAAGAAGUCUAGUCUCUUGUGCUCUUUACCCUUAGGUAUGGCUUUGAAAUGAGGUUGUUUGGAGCUAUGGAUGUUGUAGCCACUGGGGACAAUGGUGGAGACCUGAGUUGGCCUCUAGGUGGUGAAGAGGUUCUGGCAUAGGGGGCUCAAUAUCUUUCCUCUUCACUCAUCUGUGUCCUUGAGUUUCCCCUCUGGUUCCCCGUAUCCCAUAUCCUCCCUGCCUUUCCCUAUGACCUCAGACUCCUGGGACAGAGUUGAGUGGGGGAAUGAGAGCUGGUGGCCACAGAGAUCAACCCAUUUCCUAGAAUCAGGGAACUGAUUGGGACAGGUUAGGUCAUUGAGAGUCUGUGGAUGCAUCAACCCACUUUAAUCACAGAGCGCAAGGAGAGACUCACUUUUAGCAAACACACACACAUGCUCCCCUAUCCAACUUCCUCACUAUUUCAUUGAUUUAUUUAGAUUUAGAUGAGCACUAAUGAAAGAGAGGCCCAUACAGCAUCCUUGGCAUCUCUGCCAAUUUUUUUAAAGAUACACUAAUACACCCAGAUCCCUGAAGCCAACUCUUAUACAGAGCAAUAAUAUAAAUGGCUGAAAUUAAUCAACCACACACACACAAUCCCCAGAGUCUCACACCCAGCCUGACCCAAUGUCUACCUCUUCACAAGCGAGGGAGAAAAGGUAGCUCUUGAAGCAUGCCCUGUGUUAUGUGCAUCUCUCUCUCGCAUGUGCACACACACACACAUUACAAAAACAUACAAUACUCUUGCUGGAAGACUGAAAUGUAGCAUGAUUAUUUCUUAAAAUUUGGAACAAUAACACACAGAAUCAAAACCAGAGAGAGACAAAGCAGACUGCUCCCUCUGGCAGAGGAGUAUAACUCACUGCGCCUUGCUCUAGGCUGGUUCCCUGUAGACAGACUCAGAUAGCAUGAAUAGUAAACCCAUCUAUAGGACUCAUCACCAUGUAAUUUUGACAGGUUUCCAUCACCCUUUUAUGGUUUAUGUUCCACCCUCCAGUCCCGUUUCUGGUCACGUACACGUUUGGUGCCAUCAGCCAUUUUGAAUUUAUUUUGUUGUUGUGGGGCAUUCUCGGGGUGCUUGUGUGCAUGUAUUUUUACAUGUUAGGCUGGGUUUUGAGAAAAAUAUUAAAAGAGAAAAUAAAGAGUUAUUUUGAAAUAAAGAAUAGAAUCGAGAAAAACAAGAGAGCUUGUUUCAGUAAGCA